Messenger RNA from Aspergillus viridinutans, 3909 nucleotides. RefSeq lists its product as uncharacterized. The transcript is spliced from 3 exons. NCBI's taxonomy places the organism in Eukaryota, Fungi, Ascomycota, Eurotiomycetes, Eurotiales, Aspergillaceae. The coding region runs from base 1 to 3909 and encodes 1302 amino acids. The record is from RefSeq and is a predicted model, not a curated record.
AUGCGUACUCGCUCGCAGCCGCUCUCGCCUGGCGGUCUCGUCGCUCUUGAAUCCGAACCUCGUCGGACGAGAUCUACUAGAACUGCAACUCUCAGACAGGGUAGUGCCGAACCUGCAUCACAACCAACCGCUCGAUCGACGAGAAGCGCGAGCCUUAGACAGCCCAGUGCUGAACCUGCAUCACAACCUGCUACUCGAUCUACCAGGAGUGCGAGCCUUAGACAGCCCAGUGCUGAGCCUGCAACAGAGUCUAGUACUCGAUCCACCAGAAGGGCACGCGCCAGACAGUCUAGCGCCGAGCCUUCUACACAGACCACCUCCCGCUCCCGUAGUCGACGUGCCGGCAAUGGCGUAAUAGCAUCUAUAGAGGAAGCUCCGACGACUCAGACUCGAACCAGGAAGACCUCGACUCGUCGAUCGACGCGACAGCCUACUCGGAAAACGUCUGAUGAUGAAACCGAACCGAUCGAUGCCGAACAAGCGUCCCAGCCUGAAUCCGUCGUCGAGGAAACGAGCGCCGCACAGGAACCCCCCGAAACUCAGGACUCCGAGCCCAUCCGUUCGAUUGGUGAACAUGCUUUGUCUGAGCCUAAAGCAUCGGACAGUGAGUUGUCCUUCAUUCCUUUCCCUGAAGCAGUUGUUCCUGGGUCCUACCCUGAGCCCUGGCCCUCCCCACCACCUCUCUCCCCCUCACCCCCUUUCCCACAUGUUCCACUGCAAUCCUCGCCGUCACGCCCGGACACGGAAUUCCCGCAUAGGAGCCGAGCCGCGGCACCCUCUCCCGAGGCCCCAUCUCCGCAGGGAGCGGAAUCGUCGAAAACUUUCGUCGAAGAUGUUUCCGGUGCUCCUGUAGAUACCUGGUAUCUGGAUCCGCUCGAGGACAUAAGCGACAUUGGGUCGCCCCUUUCGGAACGGUCUCACACACCGGACCUCGAGAUGGAGGAUUCUCCCCCUCUCGGGUUCGUGCUUAACGAGUCUCUUCUGGCAGACAUUGAUGACUGCCUCGCUUGCCACAAGCAAGUGGAGUUGGCUGCAGCGCACAAUGCUGCCAGAGAUGACUCGGACAGCAUCAUGGCCGACGAAUGUGGAUCCGGUGCAAAUGUCGUCUUGUUGUCCUCUGAGGAGUACAACACCCAGCCACCUGCCGUGACGGAGGCCUCAACUGGGUCAACGAUCGCUGCGCGGUUGUUCCUCGUGGCCAUGGAAGGGAUAGAGUUCGAGGAAGAGCGAUACUGCCGUUCGCCGAUGUCGGUCUGCGGUCAGUGCUCUUCGGAACUCGAUGAUUCCCCCAUGGUCAUUGAGGAACACACCGCCCCAAUCGACGUGUCGUGGAUCUCCUCAGGUGAAUCUUCUCGCGAAGGUUCCCUGUCUCCUCUGUCCCCUGUCGAUCGCGACGAGGAGGUCCCGAUUCCGUCGAUUGUUGCGGCUGUGUCGUCGUCAAUUGACAACGAGGUUGCUGCCCUGAUCCAGAUUUUCUCUGGAUUGUGCUUGGCGGAUACAGCCUACGACGACACGCCGGCAGCAUCCGCGACUCCGUUGCUGUGCUCUAUGCCGGCAUCAACGGGUCAAGUCCAGCAGGACGCGACCUUCGAUGUCCCGACUGAGUCGGGUGCGACGUCCACCUUUAAUGAUGGGCGGUUGGUGUCGGCGAAGGUGUCCGAGUUGAUCCCGGGCCCUUCGCAAUCCCGUCCGGCGGCCGCGGAAGUUGACAAGUCACGUCAAGUUAGCCGUUCCGCGAGGAAGGAUUCCGCGCGAUGGGCGCGUGUGGCUCUCUCUCCGAUUCCAGAGGAAUCGGAGGUGAUGAGCCCCCGCUCAGGCUUGGGUGUUGGUGCCAUCAAAGAGAGCGUCGACUCACCAUCGUUGUCUCUCUCGGCUACUCCUUACCUGCUGGAGUUGUUGGGUUGUCGGAGAGUCCAGGCGGAGGCCCAGGAACCCGCCCAGGAACCCGCCAAGGAGCCCGCCAAGGAGGAAACGAGGCUAACACCUCGGAAAGUGAACAGAAAACGUCCCCGUGACGACGGGGUCGAAACCCCGUCGUCCAACAAGCGGCGGAACGUGGGACCCCCCGGAAGCACCCCCUUUGCGCGCCGCAUGACUCCGCUGUCCCGGCGGAUCACGUACAACGCUGCCCCCUACUCCGAGCGGCUUCGGCGGCGGACGAUCGAGAACCAAGGCCGGAUUCACAAGACGGUCUUCCGCCUCCCCCAGCUGCUCGCUCAGAACGAAGCCGACCGCCGGGCAGCGGAGUCAACCCCCGUCCAGCCGUGCCCGGAGCCUCUCCAGAUGAACACCGAAUCUACCGAGAAGCAGAGUAAGCCAGACAAUCAGGAUCCAUCAGAUGAGUCUGCCACGGCCCAGCCUCCUUCUACCCCUCAGGCAAGUGGUUGGAACAUUCGCGGACUGAUCAACUCCGUGCCUCGUUCCUUCUCCCGUUUGCUUCCAAGAUUUGGUCGGUCCUCUCAGACGUCUGAAGCUCCAGUUGCAGCGCCGUCGCCCACCCCACAAUUGCCUUCAGAGCCGUCUUCGCGACCAUUGUCCCAGGAGCCUCCAGUCUCAUCCUCCCAGCCGUUGCCAGAGCGUCCUUCUCACACCAAGGUUGUCGACUCGAAUCAGAAUGCUACCCAGAGUGAUAAACGCUCUCGCCGUCGCUUGAGUGAGCAGCCGCCGAGCAAACGCCAGCGCACCUUGUCCUACUCCCUCUUCCCGGCUCCGAUUGACCGUGCUCGCUUCCUUGGAGAUCUGACUACUACUCCUAAGAAAACCUCCCAGGCCAUUCAGGCAGAAUCACGUCUCGAUGAAGCAGAGAAGCCGUCUGGGGCACAGGACCAACCUCCAUCGACCUCUCAGGCGACAGAUGUCAGUGAACAGCGGGCCUUGCCUCAGACGACUGAGGACGCCACUCAAAAGAAGCGCAAGCGGUCCCCCUCGCCUGAUGUCAUUCCCAAUCCGGCCGGAUGCAGCUAUGGAUUGGACCUGGAUUAUUUCUGCUAUAGCUCUGACAGCGAAGAGGAAGCCGAUGUCCAACCCCAGCAGGCUGUACCUCCUACAAAAGCCGAUGCUCUAGUCAAAUCUGCCGUUCGCAGUGCUAUGCGGUCGGAACAAGGGCCAUCGAAAAGGGUGCGUUUCGAUGCCAGCCCCGAGGAUACUCCUUCUAAACUUCGCACGCGUCCUCGUGCCACGGAUCCCUAUACGGGAAGACACUUUAUCGGCAUGGGCGAUGCUGCUCGAGUUACAGCGCCUGGUUCCCCUGCCGCUGCGCCCGCAACGCCAAAUCCCGCUGCUCGCGUCGAUUUCUCUACUCCUCAGCGGUCUCCGGGUUUCAUUCCCAACAAACAAGGCACGUUCCAGCUGGAUUACGAUGCUUUCUCUGAUGAUACAGAGUCGAGCGGCGCGCCUUCUCCAAAAACCCCCGCGGCCAAGUCUGUCUCUGAGACUCAAACCACCGCUACCAGUACAGAAGUACAAGAAAGUGUACAGUCGCCUGCUCCACGUCCCACUCCACGCCAAGCGUUGCCUCCGUCUACCCCAGCCAGAGUUGAUCAGGAAGCUCUCGCCAGAGUCCGUUCUCAGGCCGAAAAGUACAAACCCAAAACACCUAGUGGGCUCCGCACUGCUAGUCGUUACUCAAGUCCUCUAACCGCUUCGCCUGUUGUCAAUCAACAACCACCUGUCGAGACUUUCGGCGACGAUGAUCAAUUCGCUCGUGAUGCUCAAUGGCUCUAUGAGCAAUGCUCAACUGGAGAUCUCCAGCAGCUUAAAUGGCCGGAACCGAAUACUCUUCAGAAGAGCUUGGGUGUUGAUGAUGAGAUCGUGCGGCUCGUCGCCAGCGUGUGGGACGCAUCUGCUGUGGACGAAGUUCACCGUGCUUUCCAUCAAAGUUUGGAGGAAUUUACGAAAGCUCAAACCUAG